AUGCCGUUUAAUAAACGGACUGUUGAACCAAUAUAUUUAAGUCAGGUACAAGUACCAAAUGAAAUAUCAAAUGAACUAGAAUGUGUUACAAAUCAUACAUUUGCCAAUGUUAUACGACAAUUAAGUUCAUUAAGUGCUCAUGCACAAGAUCUUUUUGAUGAAUUAAUAAUGGAUGCUGGACAUAUAUUUCAACGUACAGAAGCAUUACAUGGUCGAAUUGAAAGACUUAAACUUAAAGUUACACAAUUAGAUUCAAAUGUUGAAGAAGUAACUAUACAAGAAGUAAGUAAUCGAAAACCAUUUGUUAGUGUUAAUCGUAUUGAUCAACAAGUUGUUAAUCGUGCAACAAUACCAAAAUCACUUCGUUUACUCUAUGAACAAGCUGAACCAGCACCGGCACUUCAUUUACUUAAUCCUUAUCGGGAUGAUGGUCGUGAUUCAAUGAAAUUUUAUACAGAUCCAUCAUUUUUUUUUAAUUUAUGGAUGCAAUCAAUGAUACACUUUCCGCAAAUUCAUAAUGGUCAUCGAUCUGGUAAACAUGAACGAGGUCGAUCACCAAAAGACUAUCAACAACAAGAAUCUAUCUAUGCAUCAAAUCCAACAUCAUCUUCACAAUCUCGUCUUGUUCGUCAAACAUCUGAUGAACAACAUUAUCAAUAUCGUAGUUCUCAAGAUUUAAUUCGUCAUCGAAAUGAUUUUGAUCAAAUUGCACGUAGUACUGUUCAAUUACAACAACAACAAAUCUAUUCAUCAUCAAAUUCUCGUCAACUUCUUCAGUAUCCAAAUAAUAAUGAUCUACAUCAUCGUUCAGAUUUAAUGCAAUGUGGUAGUCCAAUAUUAUCGGCAUCUUCAUCAACUCGUGAACAACAAAUAAUGAUAAUGAACUUUAAUAAAACUACACCAGAAUUAUUAUCUAAUGCACCAAAUAGAUAUAAUACAGAACAAUCACCUCGACUUAAUAUUCAUUCAUCAGCUAUUACUCGACAAGCUCCACCAUUAUUAUCUGAAUUCGAACCAAAUAAUCAUAUGCCACAUCAUAUGAUGAUGAAACAGGCAAUUACUAGACCAUCAGCUAGUCCUCCACCACCACCACCACCACCUCCUUUGCCACCAGCACCUCCUCUACCGCACACUAUGGGUAUGGCUACACUAGCAACAAUUUCUGAAAUUGAUAGUUUACCUCCACCACCAGCCGAUUUUAUUGAACGAUCACCAUCACCACCUCCGCCUCCUCCUCCACCACCACCACCUCCAAUGCGAUCAAAUAUUCCACCGGCACCACCUCUACCAAAUCCUACAAUUCACUCAAUUAUUAUACAAACUUCGGUGUCGAGUGAACCAAAAAAAAUUAAAAGUAGUAUCAAUAGUAAUAAUUUAUCAUCAUCUCAAAGAGAUGAUGUUUCUGUGACAUCGGAAACUUCUAUUCAAGAUCAACGACCAUAUAUUAGUCGUGAUCUUCAUUCUGAUUUAUUAGAAGAAAUCAAAAAAGGUAUUCAAUUGAAUAAUCGUAAGAAAGAAGAAGAAAAAAAAGCUUCAGUAACAACUAAAACAACAUCAAUUAAUGUUAUGGCAAUCAUGGAACAAGCAGCAAAAUAUCGUCGUGAUAAAAUCCGUCCACAAUCAGAAUCUGAGAAUGAUGAUGAAUCAUCACGAUGGGAUGAGAGUGAAUAA
Molecule: messenger RNA, 1671 nt
Organism: Rotaria sordida
Lineage: Eukaryota; Metazoa; Rotifera; Eurotatoria; Philodinida; Philodinidae
Source: the annotation of a GenBank genome assembly